UAGUCGGGAACGCUGUCAGUGAGCGUCCGUUACAAAGGGGUCUUACUGCGUUUCUCCUGGCUCUACUCGUCCUGCUCCCUCGUCACCGCCGUGUCUCGUCAUUGUCAUUGUUUCUCUCGUAGUCACUCGGUCGUCCCCUUCGACCAUUCGCUCAAGAAAUCUGUUCGGUGCUACUCAAGUGCAUGCUGAAUAAAGCAACUAGCACUGCAGAUCAGCUUUGCCACUUUUCAUCGAGUGAACGUAAAGAUUCGAACUCUCGAAUACUCGGACCCCUUAUUGUUACACGUUGGUGCGUAGCGUUACUUCGCAUGCGUCUUGUUUUUCAUUCGCUUCCACUCGUUCCUGGUGCAACAAUUAUUCCAAGUGAAAGAGUGAUAGGAACGCUGACAAGAAGAUGGUGAAAAUUUGCAAGGGACGUCCGAAAGCGUCGUGGGAUGAGAUGAAAGUUCGUGCUAUGUGAUAUCGUGGGCGUUCUUGUAGUCCUUCGGAGUCCUGACUAAUCUCACGGAGACAAGGAGAGGAGCCGAAGGCCGAGUGUUCUCCAGUUCCUUUAAAGUGUCGCUAUGGGGUCGCUCGAGACGUUAAAAGGUGCAUUCACGAUUACGCUUCGCGGAGGACGCCUUUCUUGAGGAUCUUCAAGCUCAGGGCAUCGGGCGACAGCUGGGCACGGGUCUAUAUCUCCUUUAGCUUCUCUACUUCCCUGAAGACUCAGCGCGAGACAGAGGCGCUGUCUGGGUAUACAUAUUUUGGGGAAACGUGUAAUCGCUAUGAUGAAGGUCAGGAAUUACCCGGGAAGGGCUGUCUUGGAAGACUCUGAGCUCCUGUUAGAUCCAGAUGCGACCAGGGGCCGCGCAAUGGAAUUACUUUAUGAGGCCAGUUGGCGCGAGUGUGGCGUUAAUUGGACGGGCCCCUCCAGGACGAAAAGGUCUUCGCGACAGGAGCAAUUGGAGUAUAAGCAACCGUAUGCGGAUGUUAUCUCGCAACUGGAAGGCGUAUUAAAUGGCGCAGGAUCAUCGAGUCCUAAAGAAGGAAGAUCCCAACGAUCAAGCAGCAACGAGACGACUGACAGCGAGGAAUCAGAGAUUGGACAAUCUGGAUUUCUUAUUCCCAGACCGAGACUCAUUGUUCCUGUUCACACUUACGCCAGGAGAAGACGCACCGGUGCUCCUCCUCUUAGAACGCGACCUCCCCGCGAAGAGGGCAAGGUGGAAGUUUCGAGAGAUGGAAAAUACCUGAGUACCCUAGCACCUGGAAAAGUACUUGGUGAAUUGGCCAUCCUCUAUAACUGCAAGAGAACAGCAACCAUAACGGCAGCGACGGAUUGCCAAUUAUGGGCAAUAGAUAGACAAUGUUUCCAAACGAUUAUGAUGAGAACUGGCCUCUCUAGACAGGCGGAAUACACCGACUUCUUAAAAAGUGUUCCUAUUUUCAAGAAUUUACCAGAGGAAACGCUUAUCAAAAUAUCUGACGUUUUGGAAGAGACAUUCUACAACAAUGGUGACUAUAUAAUUAGACAAGGCGCACGGGGCGAUACCUUCUUCAUCAUUAGUCGAGGCCAAGUACGUGUGACCAUUAAGCAGCCUGACACAACUGAAGAAAAGUACAUUAGAACAUUGAGCAAAGGCGACUUCUUUGGUGAAAAAGCGUUGCAAGGGGAUGAUCUAAGAACAGCCAAUAUUGUCGCGGAUGAUCCUGAUGGUGUAAGCUGUCUUGUAAUUGAUCGAGAAACAUUCAACCAAUUGAUUUCAUCCCUCGACGAGAUUCGAACGCGAUACAAGGAUGAACUUGUAGAGCGCAGAAGGCUCAACGAGGAAUUCAGGGAUCUUAGACUUCAGGAUCUUCGUCCUUUGGCAACUCUCGGCGUGGGUGGAUUUGGUCGAGUUGAGCUCGUUCAAAUAGCUGGUGAUAACAGCAGAUCAUUUGCACUGAAACAAAUGAAAAAGUCCCAGAUUGUGGAAACCAGACAACAACAGCACAUUAUGUCCGAGAAGAGAAUAAUGGGCGAGGCCGACUGUGACUUUGUCGUGAAACUCUUCAAGACCUUCAAGGACCGGAAAUAUUUAUAUAUGCUCAUGGAAGCGUGUCUUGGUGGAGAAUUGUGGACGGUCCUUAGGGACAAGGGUCACUUUGAUGACAGCACUACCAGAUUCUAUACGGCCUGUGUUGUGGAAGCUUUCGACUAUCUUCACUCAAGAAACAUUAUAUAUAGGGAUCUCAAACCAGAAAAUCUUUUAUUAGACAGUCAAGGAUACGUCAAACUGGUGGACUUUGGUUUUGCGAAACGACUAGAUCACGGAAGGAAAACGUGGACGUUCUGUGGAACACCGGAAUAUGUGGCACCCGAAGUGAUAUUGAACAGAGGACACGAUAUUAGUGCUGAUUACUGGUCUCUAGGUGUAUUGAUGUUUGAACUGCUUACUGGUACACCUCCGUUCACGGGAGCUGAUCCCAUGAAGACAUACAAUAUUAUUUUGAAAGGAAUUGACGCUAUCGAAUUUCCUAGAUCGAUUACGCGUAACGCAACGGCACUAAUUAAAAAACUAUGCAGGGAUAACCCUGCAGAGCGUCUAGGCUACCAAAAAGGCGGUAUUAGCGAAAUUCAAAAACACAAAUGGUUUGAUGGUUUCAAUUGGGAAGGUUUGAGGUUGCGAACAUUGGAACCUCCUAUAAAACCUCGCGUUCAAAAUGCAAUAGACACUACCAACUUUGACGAGUAUCCACCAGAUUCUGACCCACCGCCUCCAGACGACAUUUCUGGCUGGGAUAAUGAUUUUUAAAUACUUCAGAGGAGUAAACGGGCCCCUCUGCUCUUCACAUCCUGUAUCAUCAUGAGCACCAACCACGUGGCGGCAGAGUUCUAUUUUUUUUAUAAUUAUUCUUAAUCGUUGACUACUCGGCCACACGAGCGCACGAUUUGGAAACCGAAAGAAUUUUCUUUGACUGAGCCUGCUAUCAAAAGUUUCCAAGGGUUACAGUUACUGGACCCUUGAUUCGCGACACUCUUGCGACUUACGGGAUCUCAGCUUGAUGUGAGAGAUUCGUCACGGUUACCAAUCAGUUUUCGGGUCGAAUCAUGAAAUUAUCUCGAUUGUCUCGAGGAUAGUUCUAAAUAUGUCACAUGGACUCAGAUUUGUGUCUUGUUAGAACGUUACCUUUUCAUGAUAACGAUCGAAGGACGCAUGCAAUAUAAUAAUUACCAAUAUGUGAUUGGAACAAAUUAAUUUUGCAUGUGAAUAUCACUUGCUUCUGCAACAGUCAUUUUAAGGUUAUAUAAAUACAUACAUUUCAAGUUCAAGUCGUAGACUUAUGAAAAUAUUUACAACGGAUCGCCAGAAAUUUGUUCCUUAAGAAAAAUUGCAAGUGGAAUGUGAGCGUGGAAAAUAAUAAUGAAGAGGGCUGCAUGAGAUGCUGAUCUUUUUCUAUUUUUUUUUUCAUUUUGUGCGCUUUAGAUGCCAAAACAAAAUUCAUUAUUUGAACCAUUAUAUCAAAAUACGAUGUUGAAUCUACUGUGUAACAAGUGUCUUUUAUAAGAUAGAAAAACAUCAGCGUACAAUAUGUCCUCACAAUUUCACGGUGUGCUCUGUUAUUAAAAGUUUUUUUGGCCGCGAGAGGGGGGGGGGAUUUCAUUACUUAUAUGUUUGCACUGAAAGGACAACUCUAUCCACCCAGACUACUCAUUUAUUUACAUUGCAUAAGAUGUUUUGGACGAUGAUAAAUGAGAACCAUUCUUGAGAUAGAUUUUAAACAUGUCUAAUAAAAGAUACAUUUAAAAUAGAAUGGAUAAGGUCUAAGAGAAAGUAAAAUUCUUAAAACAUAUUUCUGAUACGGUUAUAAAUAUAAUUCAAAACAAAGUUUUGAAUUAUCUUCGUCUGUAAAUGCCCAUACAGUUUUCACGUUUAUAUUGUCGAUUAUGCACACUUUUGUGUUGUUAUACAUCUAUAACGAUCCAUUUGGAAGUCCGUUAUAUAUGUAUAACUUGUUGUGUCAGUAAUCACAGUUUUUAAUUUAUCUGUUAACUUACUGUUGCUUUUAAUUCUAUGUAUCAAAGUUCCACUGUUGUAAUUUGCAUCGUUCGACUAUUAGCAAGGUUAGAUAUAAUUUGGAUGUAAUCUGUAUGUAGAAAACCUGUUAUCUUUAACUAUCACAAAACUCUUACAAAUUUCAUGUAAAAAAAAGUAUUUAUAUACAUAAUAGUUGCCGAAUUUGAAGUAUUUUACAAAUUGGCCGUCAUGAAAUGACAAAGAUUUGAUAAUCACGGCAACUUUUAAAAAAGUUAAGAAAUCGAGUUGAACAACUGUCUUUGUAAACAUGAUACGUAAUGACGCGAUUGUGAGCUACAAGUCAGUGCGUCAAGUGCCAUUAUAAUUUGUAAUUACCAAUGAUAGAAGACGUGCGUUUGAAGGGAAAGAAACUUAGAGAAAGCCAGCUCAGAUAACAUGUAAAACUUCUUGCCAUUCGCUCCUCGAGGUAUCGUUAUGAGAAAAAAAUCUCACAGGCAAAUAAUGUUUAUAAAAAUCAUGUCCAAUCAGAUCGUCUAAAUGAAUUGUUGUUUGAUUCGUUUUAUAGUUUAUUAUAAUAAUUUUAUUUUCAUGCAAUUAUACAAAAAAUUCAACCAUGUAAAUAAAUAUUAUAAAUAUAACACAGUUAUGAAUUAUAUUGUGUAUCUAUAUUAAAUAAAGUUUUAAUAGUAGAUUGUAUAGUGUUACGUAAAUCCUUCCGUAUUGUAUAGCGGUUAUUCUACAAUUAUUUGACAUCACUAGUUAGCAAAUGCAAAAUAAUGUACAAUUAUCACGUGCAUUUAUUUAUCCCUUUCAUGAUUGGGAUUUGUUAUCUUAGUAAUAAAUAUUGAGUCAUCUUUUUCAGACUGUAUAUUUAAAGUCGUAAAGUUUAAGAUAUUCAAGAUUUAUAAUAAAAUUAAUUGCAAUAAAAGUACGAUAUAUUAGAAGUGUCCGUUCGUAUAUUUUGCAUCCUGAUUUAAUUCUCUAAGUUACUCAUAAAAAGGUAUGCUCAUUAUGGAUAUUUAAAUUGCAUAUUUAAAUCAACAAAUUUUAACCUUUACUUCGUACUGCCGAUCUGAAAAAUCGCUAUUGUAACGUAUUUGAUACUUUAUAAAGCCAUAGUUAAGACAAACAAAAGUGUUCAUGAAUUCUGUCAAAUAAACAAAUUGCACCAAGUUACAACGGUAGAAUGAACUUUUCUUUUAUGCCAAAUAAUUGUGUAAUUAUAUAAUGAAUACAUACUUUGCGAUUACACAAUUGCAAUAAGAGUGGAGUUCGAAUAGCAGUCUGAGAGACCGGUAGUAGGCUCAAUGUGAUUUUUGUGGACGGUAAGGAGUAAAGGUUAAUUAAAAUUUUCCAUUUUUAGAAAUAAAUAAUAAAGCAAUAACUAUAGACGUAUUUAAGAAGCUGUUUUUAUAAAAUUUUGUAUGAAUAAAAAAUGUAUUUAUUAAAUCGUUAA
Molecule: messenger RNA, 5457 nt
Organism: Cephus cinctus (wheat stem sawfly)
Lineage: Eukaryota; Metazoa; Arthropoda; Insecta; Hymenoptera; Cephidae
Gene: for
Product: cGMP-dependent protein kinase, isozyme 2 forms cD4/T1/T3A/T3B
Exons: 9
Coding region: 768-2777 (669 amino acids)
Biological process (GO): protein phosphorylation
Molecular function (GO): ATP binding; cGMP-dependent protein kinase activity
Source: RefSeq, a predicted model, not a curated record